AUGGUUGAUCUUGUUAAAGUCCCUAUUCUGGGGAAAGACAUCAUCCACGUCGGAUACAACAUCCAUACUCACAUCGUGGAAAGCAUACUAGCUAGCUGCAAAUCUUCCACUUAUGUGAUUAUAAAUGACACCAAUUUAAGCAAGAUUCCAUAUUAUAAGGCUCUUCUUGUUGAAUUCCAGUCAAACCUGCCCAAGGAAUCUCGUCUUUUAAAGUACCAAGUGAAACCAGGAGAAGCCAAUAAAAACAGAGAAACAAAGGCUGCAAUUGAAGAUUAUUUAUUAAAGCAAGGCUGUACUCGUGAUACAGUCAUAAUUGCCAUUGGAGGUGGUAUCAUUGGUGAUAUGAUUGGGUUUGUCGCGGCUACUUUUAUGAGAGGUGUUCGUGUCGUUCAGGUCCCAACUUCCUUACUGGCUAUGGUGGAUUCCUCCAUAGGUGGGAAGACUGCAGUGGAUACUCCAUUGGGAAAGAAUUUUAUUGGUGCCUUCUGGCAACCAGAAUUUGUAAUGGUCGAUAUCAUGUGGUUGAAAACUUUACCAAAGAGAGAAUUUAUUAACGGGAUGGCUGAAGUUAUUAAGACAGCUUGUAUAUGGAAUAGUGAUGAAUUUUCCAGAUUAGAAUCUAAUGCCCUACAAUUUCUAAGUGUGGUCAAUGCAGCUCUGUUAACAGAAGAAGGAAUCUAUGACACUGACAUCGAAUCUAUCUUGGAUCACAUUUAUAAGUUAGUAUUAGAAAGUAUUAAAGUGAAAGCUGAAGUGGUUUCAUCUGAUGAAAGGGAAUCCAGUUUGAGAAACUUAUUAAAUUUUGGUCAUACCAUUGGACAUGCUUACGAAGCCAUCUUGACUCCACAGGCAUUACAUGGUGAAUGUGUAUCAAUUGGUAUGGUUAAGGAAGCCGAACUAUCCCGUUAUAUGGGUAUAUUGUCUGCAACACAAGUAGCUCGUUUAUCAAAGAUUUUAGUAGCUUACGGAUUACCAGUCGACCCAGAAGAAAGAUGGUUCAUGGAUUUGACAUUACACAAGAAGACACCACUGACUACUUUACUAGAUAAAAUGAGUAUCGAUAAGAAAAACGAUGGCUCUAAGAAGAAAGUAGUACUUUUGGAAAGUAUUGGAAAAUGUUAUGGAACAUCUGCUCAUUUUGUUACUGAUGAGGAUCUACGAUUUGUUCUCACAGAUGAAACUUUGGUAUCGCCUUUCCAAACAAAGGUUACUGAAAGCCCAAUUAUUGUUACACCACCAGGCUCAAAAUCUAUUUCUAAUCGUGCGUUAAUCUUGGCUGCAUUAGGUGAAGGUAAAUGUAAGAUUAAAAACUUAUUACACUCUGAUGAUACUAAACAUAUGUUAAGUGCUGUUCAAGAUCUCCAAGGAGCUACAAUUACAUGGGAAGACAAUGGUGAAACAGUCGUGGUAGAAGGCCAUGGUGGUAAAACCUUAUCUGCAUGUAGUAAUGAGUUAUAUUUGGGUAAUGCCGGUACAGCUUCACGAUUUUUAACUUCUCUUGCUGCUUUGGUGAAAUCAUCAAACAAUCAAGAUUAUGUCAUAUUGACCGGUAAUGCAAGAAUGCAACAACGACCAAUCGGCCCAUUGGUAGACUCCUUACGUGCUAAUGGUACUAAGAUAGAUUAUGUGAAGUCAGAAGGUUGUCUCCCAUUAAAGGUGUACACUGACUCUGUCUUCAAGGGUGGAAGAAUUGAAUUAGCUGCAACAGUCUCUUCUCAAUAUGUUUCGUCUAUACUAAUGUGUGCACCUUAUGCACAAGAACCUGUCACUCUGGCUUUGGUCGGAGGGAAGCCUAUUUCUAUACUAUACGUUGACAUGACCAUUAAGAUGAUGGAAAAAUUUGGUAUCAAGGUUGAAAAAUCUACAACGGAACAAUACACCUACCAUAUUGCAAAGGGCCACUACAUUAACCCACAAGAAUACGUUAUUGAAAGUGACGCAUCAAGUGCUACUUAUCCCUUGGCCUUUGCUGCAAUGACAGGUACUACUGUCACCGUUCCAAAUAUUGGUUCGACUUCCCUUCAAGGUGAUGCAAGAUUUGCACCAGAUGUCUUAAAACCAAUGGGUUGUAAAGUUGAACAGUCUGCAACCUCUACAACCGUGACAGGUCCACCAAUUGGUUCCUUAAAACCCUUACCUCAUGUAGACAUGGAACCAAUGACAGAUGCUUUUUUAACUGCAUGUGUCGUUGCUUCUAUUGCACAUGACGAUGAUCCAAACUCCAAUAAUAUAACCACAAUUGAAGGUAUUGCAAAUCAACGUGUUAAGGAAUGUAACAGAAUUGAAGCCAUGGCUACACAAUUGGCUAAAUUUGGAGUAUCUACAAAAGAGCUACCAGACGGGAUCCAAGUUUAUGGACUAAAUUCCUUAAAUGAACUGAAAACACCAAUAGAUGGCAUUUACACAUAUGAUGAUCAUCGUGUGGCGAUGAGCUUUUCUCUUUUGGCUGGAAUGGUGAACAAUUCAACUAAGAAACCAGUCAGAAUAUUGGAAAGACACUGCACUGGAAAAACAUGGCCAGGAUGGUGGGAUAUAUUACACACCAAAUUGGGGGCCGAAUUAGAUGGUGCCGAACCUUCAAAGAGUAAUUCCUAUGAAAUUGUGAAAAAAAGUGUAGUUUUGAUUGGUAUGAGGGCAGCCGGUAAGACAACAAUUAGUAAAUGGUGUGCAGCAGCAUUAGGUUACAAAUGGGUUGAUCUUGAUGAUCUCUUUGAAGAACAAUACAAAAAGGGUACCAUCAAAGAUUUUGUUGCCGAACAUGGAUGGGAUAAAUUCCGCCAAGAAGAAACCAGGAUUUUUAAGGAGGUAAUUGAUCAUUACGGAGAUGAUGGCUAUGUUUUCUCGACAGGAGGAGGAUUGGUUGAAACACCAGAAGCUCGUGUAUACCUGAAAAAAUUUGCAUCUACAGGAGGUAUUGUCUUGCAUCUUCAUAGAGACAUCGAAGAGACUAUUGUGUUUUUGCAAAGUGAUCCUACCAGACCAGCAUUUGUAGAAGAAAUCAGACAAGUUUGGAAUAGAAGAGAGGCAUGGUACAAAGAUUGUUCAAAUUACACAUUUUUUGCACCUCAUUGUUCUAACGAAGUCUCUUUCCAGAAUUUAAGAAGAUCCUUCGGUAAAUUCAUUGCAUUUAUUGCUGGGAAGAGAACAGUCGAUAUUCCAACAAAGAGAUCAUCUUUUGUCUGCUUAACAUUUGACGAUCUUUCUGAUCAUGAGGACAAUCUAACACCAAUAACAUAUGGUUGUGAUGCGGUCGAAGUUAGAAUUGAUCAUCUCGCUCACUAUGAUUCAGAUUUUAUUAACACACAGUUGGCCAUAUUACGUACCGCUACUAACAGCUUACCUAUCAUCUUUACCAUAAGAACAAAGAAGCAAGGUGGCAACUUCCCUGAUAAUGAUUACGAUGCCAUGGAUGAGUUAUAUUCCACAGCUUUGAAAUCUGGUGUUGAAUACAUUGACUUGGAAUUGACCUUACCAACAAGUAUACAAUAUAAGGUGUUGAAUAAUAAGGGUUACACAAAGAUUAUCGGUUCACAUCAUGAUUUCGCAGCUAGUUAUUCUUGGGAUGACCCUGAAUGGGAAAAUAGAUAUAACCAGGCACUAUCUUUAGAUGUUGAUGUUGUGAAGUUCGUUGGUACUGCUACUGAAUUCAAAGAUAACUUAAUGUUGGAAAACUUUAGGAAUUGCCAUCAAGCCAAACCAUUAAUUGCUAUAAACAUGACUGAACUGGGUAAGGUAUCUCGUGUUUUAAACACAAUAUUAACACCAAUUACUUCUGAAUUACUUCCAAAUGCUUCUGCUCCAGGUCAGUUAUCCUUGAGACAAAUAAACGAGAUUUAUACUUCCAUGGGUGGUUUCAUUUCAAAGGAUUUUUACGUUGUUGGCAGUCCAAUUGGUCACUCUAGAUCCCCUGUUUUACACAAUACAGGUUACAAAUUGUUGGGCUUACCUAACAAUUUCGAUAAGUUUGAAACUGAUUCUGCUGAAGAAGUAAACAAAAAACUAUUACUUGGAAAAUCAAAUUUGGGUGGUUUAGCAGUUACUAUUCCAUUAAAAUUAGACAUAAUGAGAUAUAUGACUGAAUUGACUGAAGCUGCUGAACAUAUUGGUGCUGUUAAUACUGUUAUUCCAUUAGGUCACGGCAAGUUCAAGGGUGAUAACACAGAUUGGUUAGGUAUUAGAAAUUCUCUAAUCGCUAAUGGGGUCCCUGAGUCAGUCAGAGGCUCAGCCGGUUUAAUUAUUGGUGCUGGUGGUACUUCAAGAGCGGCUAUUUUUGCCUUACACAAGAUGGGAUGCUCCAAGAUAUUUAUGAUUAACAGAACUACUUCAAAGCUGGAAGAACUUAAAAAGGAUUUCCCAGAAAAGUACAAUAUUGUGGCCGUCAAUUCGAUUGAACAAGCUGAACAAGAUAAGGAACCUAUUGGUGUUGCAGUAAGUUGCGUACCGGCAGAUAAACCAUUGGACGAAGUUUUGCUAAGUAAACUAGAAAGAUUCUUAAGUAAGGGUUUGAAAUCUGGUUUCCGCCCAACCUUAUUGGAGGCAGCCUACAAACCAGCAGUUACCCCAAUCAUGAGACUUGCCAAGGAUAAAUAUGAAUGGCAAGUUGUUCCAGGUGCCCAAAUGUUAGUUAACCAAGGUGUUGCUCAAUUCGAGAUUUGGACAGGAUUUAAGGCACCAUACAGGGCUAUCUUUAAUGCAGUUACUCAAGAUUAA
Messenger RNA from Naumovozyma castellii, 4710 nucleotides. RefSeq lists its product as uncharacterized. Lineage: Eukaryota; Fungi; Ascomycota; Saccharomycetes; Saccharomycetales; Saccharomycetaceae. Bases 1 to 4710 code for a protein of 1569 amino acids. The record is from RefSeq and is a predicted model, not a curated record. The transcript has a single exon.